Molecule: messenger RNA, 758 nt
Organism: Paramuricea clavata
Lineage: Eukaryota; Metazoa; Cnidaria; Anthozoa; Malacalcyonacea; Plexauridae
Source: the annotation of a GenBank genome assembly
AUGGUGACGCGAUCGAAAUCGAGAGAAUUCGAGCAAGAAGUCGCUGUUGGCGUCAGGGAAGAAGUCAGCUCUUUUCUAAAAUCUGAAGAAUUCAGGAAGAUUGUUCAAAGUGCUGUGGCUGAAACGCUGAAGGCAUGCAUAGAUCAGCAUGUUCAACCUUUACAAGUCGAAGUUUCAGGUUUGAAAGACACCAUUGUUCGAGUUGAGGACGAACUCAUUGAAGCGAAGCAAUUGCUAAAUGAGAAGGUUGUUGUUUUGCAAAAUGUGAUUGUCAAUCUUGAAGAGAAAGUGGCUAGACUUGCCACUAAAGCUAACGAUAACGAACAGUACUCGCGGCGCUAUAACAUUAGAGUAUCUGGUUUUCCCGAAGAAUCAGAUGAGAAUUGUUCUUUGAAGGUUGGCCAACUCUGUCGUGAAACCUUAAUGCUACCAGAUUUUUCUGAGGAACAAAUCGAUAGAAUUCAUCGGGUGGGAAAACCUAGGUCAGAUGGUAAAUCAAGAGCCAUUAUUGUCAGGUUCAAGUCGCACAAAUAUAAACUAAACGUACUGCAAGCAAAGAAUAAAUUAAGGAACACGCCUUUUUCCAUCAAUGAAGAUCUCACAAGACAAAAUCAGCAGCUUUUUUACACUGCUCGUACUGGGUGUACGAACGUGUCUUCUGCGUGGACAAUUGACGGUAGAAUUUUUGCGAAACGACGAUCUGACGACAGGAAGUUUAACAUAGUUCGCUAUACAGAUUUUGAGGAGUAUGACUUAAU